Messenger RNA from Sipha flava (yellow sugarcane aphid), 1013 nucleotides. RefSeq lists its product as uncharacterized. The record is from RefSeq and is a predicted model, not a curated record. The transcript has 3 exons. Lineage: Eukaryota; Metazoa; Arthropoda; Insecta; Hemiptera; Aphididae. The coding region runs from base 1 to 768 and encodes 255 amino acids.
AUGUCGCGGUCCGCAGUCGUCUUCUUUGCGUUCGCGAUCGCCUUCUCGUCGGCCGCAGCAACAGCCCAACCGCCCGAAGCCCGUAAGAUCGACACCGGUGUCGGCGGUGACUUCCGCGUGGUGUUCAAAGUGUUCCAGGACUGCUCCAAGUCGCAGUUUGGACCAUGUAUCAAGCACAAACUGCUGACUGCUCUGGACCGGAUCAACGAACAACCGGAGAUGGAACUGUUCGACGGCGUCCGGCUGGUCAAAGACCCUGGCGCUCAGAACGACGUCGUCCAGGACCUUUCAUCGGCCCGAUCCGCUGGAGACGACGAGACCACCAGCCUGGAUACGCUGGUCAUCGACAAGGUGAUGAACUUUUUCAAGUCCCGUAGCCUCCAGUUCAAACUGCUAGAUAACGAAUCCCGACAAAUGGCCGAUGGUCGCAAGAAGAGCAACAAGUACAACUCGCUGCUGAUGUACCCGUUCAUGAUGGGCGGCAUGACCAUACCGCUGGCGUUCGGCGUGCUCGCCCUGUUGGCCGGCAAAGCCCUGAUCAUCGCCAAGCUCGCGUUGGUCCUGUCGGCCAUCGUGGGUCUGAAGAAGCUGUUCACGGACGACCACGGCAGCAGCCACGAGUACGUCACGCACGGCAGUGGCCACUACCGCAGGAGCCUGCCGGGCGAGCCGAUCGCCGCGGCCGCGUCCAACAUGGCGUACAGCUCGUACAUGCCCGUGUACGAGGAGCCCGUCCGGAGCACGACCAUGAACGCGAUCCCCUUGUGAAAGGGUCGACCGGGAUGUACUAACGCGCCGUUCCGUCGGGGAUAACGCUGCGCCAUCGUACAACAACGUCGUACUACUAUAUUAGUAUUGUUCGUAUUGUAAUCGUUGUUGUAUUAAUAUUAUCGGUGCAUUGUAUUGCGCGUGCGUGUCUUCCGUUGUGUCGCUUAUUUAAUUUAUUAUCAUUACACGUAUUGUAUUAUUUAUUGUUUGAUGUACGAAUAAACUCGAUCGGGUUUCUUCUAUUC